GCCGAUGCCGAGCCGACAGCGACGGGGCAAACUAUGUCGAAGAUAAUCGAUAUUCCACCGUCUCAAAAGCAGAGGCCAAGGCGCGGGCGACGAGCUCCCUAGAAAACGACGCCGUCCGGCCGCCGAGCACCGCAUCCCCCGCGCCCCCCGCCCCCGCGCCAGGAGACACCCCGCCUCAAAAGCUCGGGCGCAAGCUUCGUUCCCUCCCCACUAAGCUUCCCCCCCUUCCCUCCGCCCCGAUCUCAGCCCGUCUCGUCCCUCGCUGCCGUCCCGCCAACGCCGCCGCGCUCCGGCCCCUGGCUCGCUCGCUCGCUCACCGCUGAUCCCCGCAAAUUGGUUUUCUUUUUGGCCAGCCUUCCGCUUCGGCAUCCCCAAGCCCAUGGCCGAGGUACCUGGAGCUGCCGGCGCCCUCGGCUCCCGACCCCGGGAGGUCGUGGACUCCCCAGAGCGCGCGCCUGCUCCGCCCCGCGAGCUCCCCUCCGCCACCGAUGCUGUUAAGGAGGCUCCUGGAGGUUGGGAGGUCAGCGGCGCCGCUGACGCCGACAAGGCAGCCGGCCUGUGUUCCGGCGCCGAGCUCGGAUCGGCGGAGCCGGGUGCUUCGGAUGCGAGACUAGAAGCUCCGGUGGCGCGAAUCCACCAACAGAAGUUGGGUUGCGGGAGUACGGGUUCCGAUGAAGCUGCCGCAAUCAGCCAUAUCCCCUUACCGGUUGAGCCGUCCCCGUCAGAGGCCAGUUCGAAUUCAGACACCAACGCCACCACCGGGACCAUUGGUGGUUCUUCUUCCCCCGUGGAGGCCCCCCAAGCAGAAGCUGCUGUGGCCUCUAGCGAGCUCGGAGUCGAGUCCAGAGGUGAUUUCGACGGUCAAAACGGCCUUAUCCAAGGGGAAUCGGAGUCGCGUGCCGGCGGCGUUUUGCGCGGCGAAGGGGCAGGGACGGAGCCUGAGGCCCCAGAGGCCUCCACGCCACAGGCCAAGGAAGGAGUGGACAGGAUGGAGACGAGCUUGGAUGACUCUGAGGCCUCGGACGGGUCGACCACGCAGGAGGACUCUGACACCGACGUGGAGACGGAGUCCAGCAGCUCCAGCGCAGGGGAACAGGACACGGGAUAUAGAGUCCACGUCCCACUCAUGGAACAAGUGAUCCGCGAGGUAUCUGGUGAAAACAACGCUUCAGAGGCGAAGAGCUCUGAUAGGAUGGAUUCAGUAGCUGUAUCAACACUUGUACUAGCUUCAGGUGCAGCCAUGUUACCUCAUCCUUCAAAGGUGCACACAGGUGGUGAAGAUGCUUAUUUCAUAGCUUGCGACGGCUGGUUUGGUGUAGCAGAUGGAGUUGGUCAGUGGUCAUUUGAAGGAAUCAAUGCGGGGUUGUAUGCGAGGGAGCUAAUGGAUAGUUCCAAAAAAAUUGCUAUGGAGAAUCAAGGGCCACCAGGGAUGAGAACCGAGGAAGUCCUUGCUAAGGCGGCAGUUGAAGCACGGUCCCCUGGUUCUUCAACUGUCUUGGUUGCUCACUUUGAUGGCCAGGUCCUUCAUGUAUCUAAUAUUGGCGAUUCGGGAUUACUGGUGAUAAGAAAUGGGCAAGUAUACACACAAACAAAGGCGAUGACAUACGGUUUCAAUUUCCCGUUGCAAAUAGAAAACGGUGUUGAUCCUUCAAGACUUGUACAGAAUUACGCUAUCGAUUUACAAGAAGGCGAUGCCAUUGUGACAGCGUCGGAUGGUCUGUUCGACAACGUCUACGAUCAUGAGGUGGCAUCUAUUGUCUCGAAAUCUCUGGAAGCUGACCGCAAGCCUACGGAGAUUGCUGAGCUCCUGGCUGCUAGAGCAAAGGAGGUGGGCAGGUCCGGGUCCGGGAGGAGCCCGUUCUCGGACGCGGCGCUCGCAGAAGGCUAUCUGGGCUACUCCGGGGGCAAGUUGGAUGAUGUAACAGUUGUCGUGUCCAUUGUUAGGAAAUCUGAACUAUAAGCUGUUGAUAAGUUGUAUUUCUACUCGGAUCUUAUGGCCAUGGCCGCAGCAAGUUGCGAGCCAUAUUCGGAUCGAGUCCGAAUGCUUGCAUUUGGGCUGAAGAAUGACCCAAUCCCUUGGCCUAAGAAAAGAACAGAGAGUUAAGAGUA
This is a messenger RNA of Hordeum vulgare subsp. vulgare (domesticated barley), 2109 nucleotides long. Its product is annotated as probable protein phosphatase 2C BIPP2C1. The transcript has 9 exons. NCBI's taxonomy places the organism in Eukaryota, Viridiplantae, Streptophyta, Magnoliopsida, Poales, Poaceae. Bases 380 to 1960 code for a protein of 526 amino acids. The record is from RefSeq and is a predicted model, not a curated record.